Molecule: messenger RNA, 357 nt
Organism: Candidula unifasciata
Lineage: Eukaryota; Metazoa; Mollusca; Gastropoda; Stylommatophora; Geomitridae
Source: the annotation of a GenBank genome assembly
AUGUCUGGCCUACAGUUUGUCAACCUAGCCACCAUACUGUUUGCUGUUGUCUUGGUUACUGGUUGUUUACUGGUUGAUCACGUGACCGGAAGCCCAGCAUCUAUGGAAGAGCGAGGUCUCCAUCGUUACCCCCGAGCCAAAUACCGGGUGGGUUACAUGUUCGGCAAACGGGCCUCAUCAUCAUCGUCGUCAUCAGAGGCCGCUCCAUCUUUAUUGUUUGACAUCAUAUCCAGAGAUAUCAUCACCAAAGAGGAGCUGGAGUCUCUGACAGACAAGAACCGGCAGCUCUUGAGUGAAGUUGUAGCGGCGCUGGAUAAGAAUGAUGACGGCUACAUUUCUCUGUCAGAUUUCAUGUGA